AUGAAAUUGAGUUUAUUUGGCAAAUAAGCAGCCUCUAGAGUCAAAGGGGGUCUCCCCCAUUACACAUGGACACAUCUCUCUUCUCUCCAAAACAAAAUUACACACAUUUCUUCCCUCUCCACCACCAGAGAAGCAAUGAUCAGCAGGCACCAUCUCUAGAUAUGCAAAGCAACAAUCACAGCAACUACAACAACAGUAGCAGCAACAAUCAUCCCCAAAAUAGCCACACCUCUACGAGUCGGUCAUCGGAUUCCGGUGAGCCUUGUGGGUCUACAAGUAACAAAUGGGCAUCAAAGCUUCUUAGAGAGUGUGCAAGAGCUAUCUCUGAUAAGGAUUCAACCCAAAUCCAUCAACUUCUUUGGAUGUUAAAUGAGUUGGCUUCCCCUUAUGGAGAUUGUGACCAGAAAUUGGCAUCUUAUUUCUUACAAGCUCUUUUUUGUAAGGCUACGGAUUCCGGUCACCGAUGCUUCAAAACUCUAACUUCAGUAGCUGAAAAGAGUCACUCCUUUGAUUCUGCUAGAAAGUUGAUACUAAAAUUCCAAGAGGUAAGCCCUUGGACAACUUUUGGUCAUGUUUCUUCUAAUGGUGCAAUCUUAGAAGCCUUAGAAGGUGAAACAAAACUUCACAUAAUUGAUAUUAGCAAUACACUUUGCACCCAAUGGCCAACUUUGCUUGAAGCGUUAGCUACAAGAAACGACGAGACCCCUCGUUUAAAGCUCACUGUUGUUGUUACUGCUAGCAUUGUAAGAUCAGUCAUGAAAGAAAUAGGCCAAAGAAUGGAGAAAUUUGCAAGGUUAAUGGGAGUUCCCUUCGAGAUCAAUGUAAUAAGUGGAUUAAACAACUUAUCAGAGCUCACUAAAGAAGGAUUAAGUGUUCAAGAAGAUGAAGCUAUAGCUAUCAAUUGCAUCGGAGCAUUGAGAAUGGUUGAAGUAGAAAAAAGAAGUGCUGUGAUCCAAAUGUUUCAAUCACUUAACCCACGAGUUGUGACAGUGGUUGAAGAAGAAGCUGAUUUUACUAGCUCAAGAUAUGAGUUUGUCAAGUGUUUUGAAGAGUGCCUUAGGUAUUAUACUCUAUACUUUGAGAUGCUAGAAGAUAGCUUUUCACCAACUAGCAAUGAAAGAUUGAUGUUGGAGAGGGAGUGCUCAAGGAGCAUAAUUAGGGUUUUGGCUUGUGACCAUGAAGAAAAUGGUGAUGGAGGAGGAGGGGAGUGUGAGAGAAGAGAAAGAGGAAACCAGUGGUGCGAGAGACUCCGAGAGGCGUUUACGCCGGUCGGAUUCAGCGACGAUGUUGUGGAUGAUGUAAAAGCAUUGCUUAAAAGGUACAAAGCUGGAUGGUCACUUAUGCAACCUCCUCAAGGAGAUCAAGAAACAUCAGGACUUUACUUGACAUGGAAAGAGGAACCUGUGGUAUGGGCAUCAGCAUGGAAACCCUAAUUUUACAGUCGUCAUCGUCUUCAUCAUCAUCAUCUUCUUCAUCUCUACACUACACGAGUGGUGAUUAUGGUGAUCAUGAUCAAGUGAAGUGUAAAGGGUAUUAGCAUGGGAAUUUAUUCAGAAGCUGAAUGAGAGAGUUUGAUUGGCCAUGAACAAAUUAGAUAUGAUGAUGAAGAUGAUGGAUUUUCAUUACAAGUUGUUUCUUAUUUUCAAAGUUUCCAAACCUUUCCUUCUGCUUGUCUCAUAAUUAUUAUCAUGCAUAUUUGUAUUCUUAUCUGUUUGUGCCCAAGUACUUUGCUUCUCUUCUGCUUUAUGCUUGGGAGUUUGUGUUUGCUUUUUUAAACUGCUUUUCAGAUGAUUGUAUUUGUUUUAAGGUGUGUGCACUUAGUGCCUCUUUUUUUCAGUUCCAUACCAUCAUCCCAUUUCCCCAUUUUGGAUUGCUUGCUCAAUAUCUUUCUCCUCAACUCUUAGUACUUGGGGAAUUUGUAUCAAUAGUAUCUAUCUUCAUUGUUCCCAUAAUUAAGUUGAAUUUAUAUAUUUUUAUUUAUAUA
Manihot esculenta (cassava) is the source of this 1984-nucleotide messenger RNA. RefSeq names its product protein SHORT-ROOT. Gene Ontology annotation, cellular component: nucleus. Gene Ontology annotation, biological process: regulation of DNA-templated transcription. NCBI's taxonomy places the organism in Eukaryota, Viridiplantae, Streptophyta, Magnoliopsida, Malpighiales, Euphorbiaceae. The record is from RefSeq and is a predicted model, not a curated record. Bases 66 to 1433 code for a protein of 455 amino acids. The transcript has a single exon. Gene Ontology annotation, molecular function: DNA-binding transcription factor activity; sequence-specific DNA binding.